Molecule: messenger RNA, 3902 nt
Organism: Lymnaea stagnalis (great pond snail)
Lineage: Eukaryota; Metazoa; Mollusca; Gastropoda; Lymnaeidae
Source: the annotation of a GenBank genome assembly
AUGCCAAAGUGUGAGCUUUCCACGAAGAUAAUACCUGCAACAUGUGCAUGGUCUCUGAUAAUCGUGUGUACAACUCUGUACUUCGCAUUUGUGUAAGUUAAAUAAUAUAAAGAAAAAACAACACGGAAUUGUGAACUGAAGUGUACUACACACAAAUAAUUAUAAUGAUGAAUAGGUCUUCUGAGUUUCAUCAGUUAUGACCCUAAUUUUUCACUAGCUCCUUUACUCCCUUGAGUUACUUAAUGUGUUUGCAUAAACAGCUUACAAGUCACAGCUGAAACCUACAAAAUACAUGUAAACUAUAAAAAAAGUAAAUUAUAGCAAACAUACACAGUACACAGACAGUGCUGCUGCACAGCCACCUCUGCAUCACAGUGACUGUCAGUGUGUUACAGAUUAGACUAAGUCUAAGCCUUACUUGAGGAUUAGCCUAAUGAAUUAAUAAGAAUAUACGAUCAGGGGCUGUUAAGAUUUAUACAGAAUGGAGAGUAAAUAAACACACACUCUAACUCUAAUUGUAUCUCCAAGCAUGAGAAUGGCAAGGCAUGGAGUUGGAGUAAAAAAAAUGCUUAAACUUGGUUACAGAUUGAACCAUCAAAUACAAAUUUACUAAUAUAAGUCUAGGCUUCAAAUUAAUGUUUACCUUAGAUAACUUUCAAAGUAUAAAUGUAAUAUAAAAGUCAUUCCCUGAUAAAUUAAUGAUAAAAGUUUAAUAUUUUCCUUGUCCUUAUUUACAGUGUUGACAUGCAAAUUACAGUAAAAUGCAAGAUCUAAAAUAAAGAUUUCAAAACAUGAUCAGAUUUUGCAACCGAUAACAGGUUAUUGAAAUUAAAAAAACAAUUAUCAAACAUUAAACUAACAUUUUUUAAAGAGAAUUUGUUUUAAAUCUAGAAAAUAUUAUUUUUAACGAAGUGUCUACACAUCUGAAGAGUCUGAAUUAAAUAGACUAGUAAUAGUAGUAAUAGUACUACUAGUUAGUUUUUAGGCCGACUAGUUUAAUAUUCAAAGUCAAACACUUAUGUAUCACAUAGCAUAUAAAUAUAUUAACAUGUUCAGUAUUUAUUUAUUAUCUAAGGAUCGGCUGACUAAUAUAUGUACCGGUACACAAUAGUGGAAUAUCGUAUGCAAUGCAACUAUUUUGCUGGCGACCACUUGUCACAUGACCUGCCGGAAUAACAACAUCUACUAGUUGUCUGGUGGUCACAUGACAUGUCUGCCACCAGAAUAAUAUCUUCCACUAGUCAUCCGGCGGGGCAGUCACGUGACAUGCCCGCCGGACGUAUAUCUCCCGCACUAUUUGUCCGGUCGCCGGACUUGUAAAAACUGCCUAUUUUUAAUUAGCUAAAUAGAAGACAUUUAAAAAUAAUAAACAGUAAGUAGGCCCUAGACCUAAACUAUACAUAAUAGGCAUUUGUAAUACUUGCUUCAUGUCUUACCAUAACCCGCACAUGAUCGGGGUCAGCUAAGGAAGGGAGGUCAUUUUUCUGAGGAAGGGAGGUCAUUUUCAUAGGUCAAGUUCUGCUUGAAUGCAAUACAAAGUUGCAUGUAUUCUUCUAUAGCUAUUGCAGACUUGUCACUGCUCGUAACUAAAGGUUCUCCAGCGUAUUCUUUGUGGUUGUGUAGCAAUUGCCUCACGCUGCACAUGUGGGUCACAUGAACAUGGAAAUAUUUUCUCGAUCACUUCUGAAAAUAAACUUCAAUUGCCACUUAUAAUCUUAUAAAAUAUCAUGCCAAGAGGAAUAGCUGCAUAGAAAGUUGGGAAUACAUUAUAAGAACUAAUAACUGGUUAUAACCUGAUACUAAAAAUUGACAACUGAUUUGCCAAAAAGUAACAUCCCUAUUUUAAAUGUAGUCAUACUUAACAUUGUUCUAUAAAAAAUUUUAAAAAAGAUUUUGAUGUAAAAAUACUACUUAAAGAGUAAUUAAUUAUAUCUGCUAAGAAAAUUUUUUGGGAGUUGCAUCAUUAUCAUCAGUGGUGCUACAGCCCAUGUAGGGCCCUGGCCUGCUCCAUCACAUCCUUCAAUUCGGAAUGAUCCAUGCGCAAACCCCCAACUGGUGUAAAUCCUUCUCUACAUCAUCGAUCCAUCUCAGCCUUGGGCGACCGGUGAAUCGUCUGCCCCAAGUUUUCUGCCUGUAUAUCACUUUUUCUGCUCUACAUUCCGUCAUCCUUUACAUCAAGAAAUGGCGUCAGCGGGGCGAGUUUGCACUCUUUAUGCCCCCCCCCCCCAAAUUACCCCUCCCCGGCCCAACCAGUAUGCAUCCGGUCGGUCCGACACAAUGCGUUUAAACAGUGCACAUGAUCGACUUUCUUUAGGAAUUCUUUAGGGGUUGGGAUGGAAAAUUUACGUUCUAAAAUCUUCCCCCCCCCCCCCCAUCCCGGGAAAGCGUCAGACGCUCUAUAAGAGGGAUUCCACAGUGGGUUUCCACAACGCAACUAGCUCGCCCUGUAGCAGGGACAAAACGGUUGCAUAGGGGCAGCUUUCUCAGGGCUGCAUUAUUCAAAUAAUGCAGUCUGGCAUCCUUUCAAUAUGUCCUGCCCAGCGUAGUCUGCCUUUUUUAAUCGCUGCCACUAUGGGUGGGUCUUUUUACAAUUGGUAAAGCUCUUGGUUUGUACGUAUUCUCCAGAUAUCAUUUUCCAUCACUGGGCCGUAUAUUUUUCUGAGGAUUUUCCUCUCCCAUGUAUUGAGAAGGUUCUCUGCUUUUCUGGUAGUGGUGUAUAUUGUCUUCUUUAUGCCCCUUGAGUGGUUUUUGAUUCCCAGUAGCUUUUGUAGGCUGAAAUAGGAGCGGUUGCCUGCUGUUAUCCUUUCUUUCACCUCAUUAUUUCAUUUGCUCGUUUAUAGUUGCCCCUAGAUAUUUGAAUGUAGCCACUCUCUCAAAUUUGUGUUUCAGCAUGGGAGUUUCUUGACAUUAUCAUAUAUUUUGUCUUCAAUUCAUUUACAUCAAGACCAGCUUUGAAUGAGGCAUUUUCAAUUUCCCUAAAUGCUAUGAUUAUGUAAUUACUGUUUCUGCCCAGUAGCACUAUGUUGUCUGCAUUUGCAAGGUACUGCAAUGGUUGGCUAUAUAAGGUUCCUGAUGGUUGUUGUUCUGUAAUACCUCUCUGGAAGUAGCUUGUUAUGGUUCCACUGUGCUCACGUGUAUGCUUCUAAUAACUUCUUCUAGCGUGAUGUUAAACAGGAUAUAUGAUAGUGAGUCUCCUUGUCUGAGGCCCCGAUUAACUGGGAACUCCCUGAGUAUUCUUCCUACCCCUUGAUUCUACUUUUCGAGUUAGCCAUUGAGCCCAUUGUCAUAUGUAUGAGGCCAGUAAGCUUGUUAGGGACUCCAAGUUCUUGUAGAUCGUUGUAUAAGCAAUUCCUGUCUACGAUAUCGUAUGCUGUUUUGUAAUCCAUGUAUAGCUGGUGUUUGUUGGGAGCUGCAUACCUUUUUAGAUUAGUAAAUACAGAGCUGCAUCUUAUCCUUCAGAGCCUCUAAUAAAUUAUAGCAAGGGAUGGAUUCGUAUGUGUUUACACUGUGCCUGCAAGUUUGAUACUGUUUACUUUCUUUUUCUUGAAGAGCUCAUAGAACCUACUUUUUGUAUAUGAGCCAGGGUAGAUUCUGUUUCUUUUUUUAAAUAAAGAAAUGUAGACUAUUCAUAAUUCUAUUAUUAUCACAAGUAACAUUAGAUAUUUUUUCUGUAAUAAAAGUGAGAUCAGAGAAAGCUGAUACAUUUUAAAUACUUUGAAAACUUAUUUUCAAAAACUGAAAGUGAUAUUUAAUUUUUUUAAAUUUUCAGGUGUCGUUACUUAACAGAGGAGGUCAGUUAUGCUUUUCCAAUAGUGCAAGGAGUCAUCACCAUAUUCAUGAUGCUCAACUUGUGCCUCUCCACAUUUAUGGACCCUGGGAUAUUUCCAAGAGGUAAACGUUAA